GCACAAACUGUACUGUUCAUUUUUCAAGAAGGUAAAAUCUCUGAAACACAGCAGCUCUCUUAUAACACAAUGGCACAUUUUCUUUACGUUGCUAUAGAUUUUGGAACAUCAUUCAGCGGAUAUGCCUUCAGCUUUAAGACUGAUAAACGUCUAGAACAAAUUAGGAUUCCUUCCUGGGGUGUUGAGCAAGGUCUAAAAACCUUCAAAACCCCCACCUGCAUUUUGUUUGAUGAAGAACAGAACUUCCAGAAGUUUGGUUAUGAUGCCAUGAAAACAUACACCAUGCUGAUGAAAAAAGAAGAAGCAAAGAAACACUAUCUAUUUGAACACUUCAAAAUGGAGCUGUAUGAUAAAGAAAUCCACAGAGAUUUGAUUAUCACAGAAUCAAAUGGGAAAACAAUGAAGGCUAUAAAGGUUUUCUCUGAGAGUCUGCGAUACCUGAAGGAUCAUGCACUGGACAAAAUUGGACAAAACACUGAAGGACAAAAGUUCACUGCAUCUGAUGUGACGUGGGUGUUAACAGUUCCUGCUAUCUGGCAUGCGGCAGCUAAACAAUUCAUGAGAGAAGCAGCUGUUGAGGCAGGUCUUGUGACGGAUUCUACACCUGAAAGACUCAUCUUUGCUCUGGAACCAGAGGCUGCGUCUGUGUUCUGUAAGCAGCUACCAAGUGAUGGUUUCAUAGCAGAAGGAGAGGAUUGUGAAGACAAAUUGGAGCAGAAACCAGGAAGCCAGUACAUGGUUGUAGAUUGUGGAGGUGGCACUAUUGACAUAACGGUCCACGAGGUGCUGGAUGACGGCAAGCUGAAGGAGCUGCACGCUGCAACAGGAAAUGACAUGGGUGGACAGUCAGUAGACAAGAAUAUUGUGUCUUUUCUAAAAGAUGUUUUCUCAGAGGAAAUUUUUGAGAAAUUUGAGAAAGAAUACCCAAGUGAAGCACUUAAACUGAAGUAUGACAUUGCACUUAUAAAAUCUUGUGAUGAUGUUGUGAGGAUUUCAUGUCCUAGCAGCUUACAAACACUCGCUAAAGAUAAACAGAGCAUGGAAAGUUAUUUUGAGGAUGUUCAGGGAGUAAUGUGGGAUGAUGGUGGAAUAUUCAUUGAACAAGAAAAGCUAAAAAGCUUCUUUGAUACCAGCUUGAGUGCUAUAGAAAGCACAAUUAAUCAGAUCCUUAAGAACACAGAGCUGAAGAUUGAGUACAUGUUGUUGGUGGGAGGCUAUGCUCAGUGUUCUUUUCUGAGGAAAUUCAUGAAGAAGCGAUUCGGCAGCAUAUGCAAAGUACUUUGCCCUGUUGAACCUCAAGCAGUAAUUUUAAAGGGAGCGAUCCUGUACGGAAAAACACCUUCCGUGGUUAAAUCUCGUAUUAGUGCGCUCACAUAUGGGUUCUGUAUAUGUGAAAUAUUUGAUGAAACCAAACACAAGGACAAAAGCGAAUAUGAAAACUCAGAAGGAAAAGUGUUCUGUGAUGUCUGCUUUGACCAGCUUGUCAGCAGAGGGGAGUCAAUUGAAUGUGAUGAAGUCCGUACUUUCAUAAGAAGCCCAGCAGAUCCACUCCAAACAGAGGUAAAAUUUACAUUUUACAGCUCUGGAAGGCAAAAAGUAAAGUUUGUGGAUGAAUGGGGAGUAGAAGAGAUUGGUUCUUUAUCAGUUAACAUGCCUAUCGCUGACAAAGACGCAAAACGACAGGUCAGGUUGGAGAUAAAAUUUGGCUCCACUGAAAUGCAGGCAACUGCUACUGAUUUAGAAUCAGGUGAAACAAGAACAACUGAACUGGACUUCAUGGGUGAACAAAUCCAUACCCAAAAUAAAAUAUGUGCCUGAAUACAGUAAAAGCAAAAUAAAGUAAAUAAUUAAAAAACAACAAAGCAAAUAUACACCCUAUUUAACUAUAUAAAUGGUACAAUUGUUACAAUACAUUCUAAGUACAACGUUACAAAAAAAAAAUCCUAAUAACAAAGUAAUUCCAUUAUAUGAUUUGUACCUUUCUAUUUUGCAUAGAAUAAAAUACUUAACUGGAUUGUUGUAUUUUAACUGAUUAAAUUUAAUUAUAUUAUGCAGCAAGACAAUUUAUGACAUCAACAAGUAUAAUAAUGGUGUUGGCUGUAUCUUCAAGUAGUACUUAAAAUAAUAUAUUUUAUAUAAUACAGGUGUAAUACAGGUGUGACAAUCAAUUGUUAAUCAGAUGAAUGUUUACUGAUAAAUUUAUGGUGUUUUGGGCAUUUAAGCACAUGUAUGCUUGAUAAAGAUCAUUAGUUAAGGAAACUAGAUUUUGUCAAAUUUUUUACAAAAAUGUUUUCUUUAAUUUUGUACUUUGGCUGUCUUCCUUGUUCGUGUAAAAGAUGUUUCCAUUUUCAGUCACAGUGAAAAAAUAAAAAUUCAAUUAAAUGAGAAAUGUGGACAUUUUAGCUGUAAGACUGAAAAAUGCAACCAAUGGCUUGUUCUUCAUUUACCCCUCCCUUUGAAGAAGUUAUGGUGGCAGAUUAAGAUGUCUUAGUCUGAGACCACAGGGAUGGCCAGCAAUGACGAUUCUUUACAAAGAUAAAUUAAUGAAUUAUAUUAACCUAAUUAUUCAAUAAAUCAAUCUGCUAUUGCAAAUAUUG
Messenger RNA from Puntigrus tetrazona (Sumatra barb), 2597 nucleotides. RefSeq names its product heat shock 70 kDa protein 12A-like. The record is from RefSeq and is a predicted model, not a curated record. The coding region runs from base 70 to 1818 and encodes 582 amino acids. Gene Ontology annotation, molecular function: ATP binding; ATP-dependent protein folding chaperone. Lineage: Eukaryota; Metazoa; Chordata; Actinopteri; Cypriniformes; Cyprinidae. The transcript is spliced from 4 exons.